AUGGCCGAUGUUACCUGGGCCCUGGCUAUUCUUGCAGGUAAGGAUAGUUUUUCAAUGUAUUCGGUCAUUAAUUUAAUCAUCCCUUCUGUGUGUGUAUCACUGAUGUAAUAGUAGACUGGAUAUAGGGUGAUCGCUAGAUAGUAUACUUCAAAAUAAGGUUUCCGUUUUUAUAACGUAGAAAAAAACUAUCCUAACGCAAAACUAAGCCCUAACCCUAAUACUAACCCUCACCCUAACCCAAACCUAACCCUAACCUAAACCUAAACCCUAACCUAACCCUAACUUAUUUUAAUUAUUUUAAAAAUUGAUAUAAAAACGGAAACCAUAUUUUGAAGUAUACUAUCUAGCAAUUGCCCUGGAUAUAGGUCCUCUAUAGGUGUGAAAAGUGAAACCAAAUUAUAUAUGCGAAAAUCACUUCCGGGGACCAUGGAGUGAUACAAAUUACUAUAGAAAUGUAUGGCGAACAACGUGAACCAAGGUGAAUUUUCCCGAAUUUGAGAUACAUUGCGAAGUUUUACCAAGCUGAUCGCUCCACCGUGGAAAAAAUAUGUUAUGUUAAUGCUUUUAAAACGAGAAUUAUCCAGAUUGCCCUAAAAAAUCGUCAGUUUUGUUCGUUCAAAGUUGUCCAUGCGGGAAUAAUAUUUUAUCGCCACAGUGGUAUGACAACACAAUUUCUAGUUUGCUUUCCAAUUACGGAGACAGAAUAUGAUCAAGCAAACUUUUAAAGGGAAGUAAAGAGUUCUUUUAUCAUUUAUGUUUAACCUUGAUCGACCAGAAGGUUUCAAACUUUCAAAUUACCAUCUUAAUAAGCCUUUUUACAAUAUAUAUAUAUAUAUAUAUAUAUACUGUAGUCAGUACAUUGUCUAAUACUGUGGUAGUUCUAAAGAUAUGUAAUAAAUAUAUUUGUACUUUUAGUACUUGUUUUUAUUUGUUAUUCUGUUAAACUGGAAGACAAUCUUAAUGAAGCUUUCUGUAGUAUAAAGAGUGAAUCUACUUUUAUAUUGCAGUUGAAUUUUGAACUUUCAUUUCUAGAGUUUAUUUAUUGUUCUUAUAGAGACUCCAGAGGCUGAGUGUAUUGUUCAUUAAUUUUGAUCAUUCAUUUAUAUAUAAACGUUUGUUAUUGUAAAAUAUCCAUUGAUGCUUUUCUACCAAAUUCCCAGCAUAUAUAUGGUGUCCCAAAAAAUGUCCCCUCUGUUGUUGGUUAAUUACUGUGAAUAAAGGCUGGUUUCCAUAUGGUCAUAACGGUCAUAAAAAUAGAGUGACAAUUUUCUCAAAGGUCAGUAUAUAAUAGUUUAUACCUGUAAACCACAUAUAAAUCAUAAGUAUUCCCUAGUUAUAAUCACUCUGCAUAUUGUCAGUUCUAAAAUGUUGUAUUUCGGCUGAUGUUUCUAAAGAUUGUGACUCAAUCUUUUGACCAUAAGGAAACUAGGCUUUAUUACUACUUAACCAAUAACCAGUGGCGCCGUGGCCGGUUUGUCGGAAAAUUACUGCCCUAGCCCCCCAAAAAACAUGGGUCCCAUGGCGUCACUGCCAACAACAGAGGGGACAUUUUUUGGGACACCCAAUACAAGUGCCUGUGGGUUUAUACACACCCCAAGCCCAGCGGUAUUCAAAAAAGAAUCACUGGUUAGAGUUCAAAUCAAGCCUUAAUAAAAUAUUUUUCUUCCUGGCAGCAGGCUUCCCAGACCAAAAAUUUCCUGCCAAUUUUUUUUAUAAAUUUGAAUUUUGAUUGUAAUUCAAUAACAGCGUUGUGUAUUUAACAAUUAUUCACUGAAGGCGAGGUGAUUAGUUGGGGGAAUAUUCGCUGAGAUGAAGAUUUGACCAAUCAACAUGUAGGAUUUGUUAUGUUCACAUGUGGAAAAUACUAAACUACCUUACUAAUUAGUCAUAUACUACCUCAAUAUUAAGAAAAAUAUAGGUUUACUAGAAUUAGAACAUGAAGCAAUUCUAUGAAACAGUAUUUGAAUUUUGUUUUCCGGUUGUAAAUCUGAAUUUAUAUCAGCAUUCAUGCACUAUUCAAUAAUAGUAGUAAGCCCUUGUGUUCCACAUGUAUCAUAACCAUGAUAACAGACAGUCGUAUAUAGCACUGCCACAUGAUACAAAUUUUUAUGUUAUGAUUGUUGUAUUUAUGCUCUAAUUGUGAUGUUUGUUACUUGCAACCUCAUACCCAGGAUGCAACCUCAUACCCAGGAUGACUCUUACUAUAAAGCCUUUUUACAAAAUACAUAGACAUGUCUUAGUUGGUACUAUAAAAGAUAUUUGUAGUUAAUUUAUAGAUAUUGAAUGAUAACUUAAAUUAGAGAUAAUUUCAUCAAUAAUUGGCCAAGGCAACCUUUAAAAAAGCAUGUAUACUUUAUCUUCUAUUGUCAGAAUAUUAUAUCACACUGUCUAUAGUUGCCUGACAAUUUUACUUUGGUAUCAAUGAGUUGAGUCCAUCAGUGGUUGAGGUUUAAUUAAGCAGAUAAUUAUUUAAAAUUAACUUUGAAUAUAUUCUAUAUUUGUUCUUAUAUUUAUACUCAAUUUAUAGAUAUUGAAUGAUAGAUACACCCCACAUUUUAAAUCAAUUUUAUUGUUCUAAUUCAAAAUUCAACUUCACUAUUAAAGUAGAUUCACUCUACAGAAAGCUUCAUUAAGGUUGCCUUCCAGUUUAAUAAAAAAAGUACUAAAUUAAAAGUACAAAUAUCUUUCAUAGUACCAACUAAGACAUGUCUAUAUAUUUUGUGAAGAGGCUUUAUAGUAAGAUGGAUAAUUGAAAGUUUGAUACCCUCUGGUCGAUCAAGGUUAAACAUAAAUGAUAAAAUGAACUACUAACUUUCCUUUAAAAGUAUGCUUGAGUAUAGUAGAUCAUAUUCUGCCUCUGCAAUUGGAAAGCAAACUAGAAAUUGUGCUGUCAUACCACUGUGGCGAUAAAAUAUUAUUCCCGCAUGGACAACUUUGAACGAACAAAACUGACGAUUUUUUAGGGCAAUCUGGAUAAUUUUCGUUUUAAAAGCAUUAACAUAACAUUUUUUACCCACGGUGGAGCGAUCAGCUUGGUAAAACUUCGCAAAGUAUCUCAAAUUCGGGAAAAUUCACCUUGGUUCACGUUGUUCGCCAUACAUUUCUAUAGUAAUCAGUGGCGUAGCUAGCGGUCCUGCUUGUCCUGCCCAGCAGGACUAAAAAUUCCCCCAAAUUUCCGUACUAAAGCAUUGCUUUAUUGAUCUUGAAGCUUUAAAAAUUUAUCAUUAUCAUAUUGUUAUUUUGUCUCAUUUUCUCGUCUUUUUCGUUAUUAUUUUUUAAAAAGUUUUUCGCAUUUUGUUAUAUUUACGCAAUUUUACAGCUUACCGUGUCUGUUACCUAGCAACUGCAACUUUACAUUGAUUUACACGCGACUCGUAUUUCAGUCCUGCCAUUUUCAAAUGGCAGGACUUGCUAGUAUAUUUCAUAGUAAAUUCAUACAAGAAAUCUUGGUUUCUGAUUGGAUAAUUAGGUCUACGCAUGCUCAAACCGGCUGUUUACAAAUGCGAAGUCCUGCUCUCUCGAAAUGGCAGGACUUGGCCUUGUAUUAUUUUUACUUGCGAGCUUUCCGCGUGACUAAACCCACUUUUCACUAAUUCUGUCGAGAUUACUCAAGUUAUGAAUAUGGAAAUCAACGAGUGUGGAAGCCCAAUGUAAUUUUGAUAUAAUUUCUGGCUUCUACUAAGAUAUUUUAGCUCACGAAAUGCAUGUGAACAGACUCGACUGAUGAUUGUGUAUUUUUAUAAUACAAUAUCAACAAUAUAUUAAAUGGGGAAUACAAACUUCAUUUGUAAAGCCUGUCGUAUUGAUAUAAAGUAAGAACGUAAUAUCUACUGCCAGUUCAUCUGCUUUGUGCAUUUGAAACGAGCACUUAUAUGGAGUUUAAUUUUAAAAAUGAUAUACUGUACCAAUUCACACUGUUUAUGUAGAUAUUUGGCCGCAUAGACUAUAUUAAACGCUAUAUUAUUAAUACCAUAGGCAUAGCUAGGGUACUGAAUUACAUUCAGAGUGCCAGGCGUAGUGAUCUGUCACAUUACUAACAAACGUAGUGAAUGUUUAACGAAUGCUAGCCAUAGCGUUUAUAUAGUGUAUAAAACGCCGUGUUCAACAGUAUAAUAGUUAUGCAAUUGUUGAUUAUGUGAGAUUGGAUUGUGUUGAUCAAGUGAAAGAUCGUAUUACAGACGCGUAUUGUAUACAUGAUAUUUUCCUCUUUCGUGACUUGACUAUAUUUAGCUACAUUUUCAGUUAAGUUGAAAAAUAUAUAGUGAAAUAUGAUAAAAAAUGCAUGGAUUUCAAAAAGUUAUAAAUUUUUUGUCUAAAAAAAAUUAUCAAAAAUUUUCCGCUAAUCACGCAAUUUUUUGAUGUUCCCUUUGGAGUAUUUCGCCGUGAUAUCGCAGGAAAUGGCCAUUCCAGACUUCUAAAAUUCAAAAUUUCCCGGGGUAGCAUGCCCCCGAACCCCCCUAGAAUGUGUGGGUCUUAGAGCAGGACUAGUCAAAUUUCGCUAGCUACGCCACUGAUAGUAAUUUGUAUCACUCCGUGGUCCACGGAAGUGAUUUUCGCAUAUAUAAUUUGGCUUCGCUUUUCACACCUAGAGAAGCUAUAUCCAGUCUACUAUUAACCUGAAGUUCAGGCCCUAAUCACAGAAUAGGGCCUGACACAAAACCUAUCUAAACUGUGAGAUUCCCGUCCAUCUGGUGGACGGGAAAUCAGAUGGUUGAUCAGCAUCAUGAAGGAUUUUGAUUGGUUGCAACUUUACAUAAACAACAGUUUUAAAAAUAUCUCGGUCAACGGCUCAAGGCACAGAAUUAAUAAUAUAAAGGUCAAACGCACGUAACAAAUUCCUUUACCGAUUUCUUCGAAUUUCUUUUCUUUCAUAAUUUAUGGCAGAAAAUAAAUCAAACAAACAGUAUUUUGAAAGGGCUUUAUCAAAAUCUUGGACGAAUUUUGGACAACACGACGCUGAAAGAACAGCCAAACUAGUCAUGUAUGCGAAAGCUUGUUGUUGACGGCCAAGAUGUUCUGCCAACUGGCUUCGCCGGCAAAAGUCUUAUUUUUAAUAUCAGGUCCUACCGCGUUGUUUUCUGAGCUACAUGGCUUCGGCUUCGUGGUACGAUUGAGAAUUUCAUUAUAUUGUCGCUGUUGUUAGCCUCGUUUAUAGUCGUUAGAGUAUUUUAAAAAUGAAAAUUAAGCCCAGCAAAUGACUUUCAGACAAGACAUAACAAAAUAUAAAAUUUAUUGGCUAACGUUUCGUUGUAUUGUUCACAACAUCUUCAGAGAAAUUAAACUUAUUUACAAGCGUGUAUUAUAUAUAUACAAAUAGUUUCAAACGAUUACAGUAUUCAAAUAAGCGAAUAAGAGGAAGGAUGAAAAACAACCUGUCAUUAAAAGCAAUAGUAUUAGUAAAUUAAAGAAAUAAUGGUUAGUAAUUAGAGACCUAGCAAAGCAUUAGAAAAGGUCAAGAGGAGUUGACCUAAUGUUAGCAUUUAAAGUAGGAUUAAGCUUGGAUAUGAAAAGGCUUUCGCGAAUGAGUAAAUCUGCUUCAGAACUAGCAGUGGAAAGGAUUUUAAAAUUAGAGGGUGAAAUUUGAUGUUUAGUGGUAUGGAUAUGAGCGAGUAUGCCUGACAUGGUUGAAACAGAACGUUUCUUUCCAGUCAAAGGUGAAACACCCAUGUGUUCAGACUUCAGAGAUACGCGUGUGUAUGUGUCGGCGAGUUUGACAUACACACGCGUAUCUCUGAACAUAUGGGUGUUUCACCUUUGACUGGAAAGAAACGUUCUGUUUUAACCAUGUCAGGCAUACUCGCUCAUAUCCAUACCACUAAACAUCAAAUUUCACCCUCUGUUUUUAAAAUCCUUUCCACUGCUAGUUCUGAAGCAGAUUUACUCAUUCGCGAAAGCCUUUUCAUAUCCAAGCUUAAUCCUACUUUAAAUGCUAACAUUAGGUCAACUCCUCUUGACCUUUUCUAAUGCUUUGCUAUAGGUCUCUAAUUACUAACCAUUAUUUCUUUAAUUUACUAAUACUAUUGCUUUUAAUGACAGGUUGUUUUUCAUCCUUCCUCUUAUUCGCUUAUUUGAAUACUGUAACCGUUUGAAACUAUUUGUAUAUAUAUAAUACACGCUUGUAAAUAAGUUUAAUUGCUCUGAAGAUGUUGUGAACAAUACAACGAAACGUUAGCCAAUAAAUUUUGAGUCUGAUAGUCAUUUGCUGGGCUUUAAUUUUCAUUUUUAAAUUAUGCUUUCCACCCGGUGUAUCAAUCGUUAGAGUAUAUUUAAUAUCCGCGUCCAGCAAGUUGAGACCUUGAGAAAGCUUGGCAGUCUAGCCGUGCACAGAACUGACUAAUGAAAUCUUUGUUUGCUGUUCUGUUAAAUAGAGAAACUGACUCUUAAUUAUAUAAAAGUACAGUGAAUUUUAAAGUUUAAUUAAAAAGCAAAAUGCACACUCUGCGGACAUGUUCAAUUUUUUUGUGUAACGAAAUCUACAACACUUGUCAAUCAUAUUGCAUGUGUGUCUAAAAAUAACAUGUGGGCGUCCCACGGUCUAGACAGGUUUUGUGUCAGGCCCUAUUUCAAAUUAGGGCCUGAACUUCAGGUUAGUCUACUAUUAGAUCAGUGGUGUGUAUAUGUGUAUCUGCACUGCACGUAUGUGUGUAAGAAUACAAAUUGUUUUCUAACAACGAAAUGCGAAAGAUAAGGAUAGAUAAGGCAUAAUGAUGGACAUCAUGAUGGCAUAGCACCGAGGUUUCAGAAAACAAGAGUCGAGUAAUUAGGUGUCUUCCCUUUCAAUGCUAUAGCAGGAACGCUAGAACCUGUCUCUUCGUGUAUGAAUUUGAUUGUCUAUAAAUAAUAUUAGUCUAGCUAGUUGUCUACGAAUUAUCAAGAUAUUUGAACAUUAUAUUAUUAGUAUUUUGGCACAAGUAAAGAUAACAAAUCCUACACGUUGAUUGGUCAAAUUUGACGUAUUAAGCUGUUAUAUUCACUUACAGGUGAAUAUAACAAAACCGAAAUUUUCAAAAUGGCGGCUAGCCGUUUUGCGGAAGUUACUGAUAAAUAAAUAAGCGAAAUUAAAAUAAAUUCAGAUCCAAAAACACAAAAGACUUGUGUAAAAAUACUAAAACAAUUAUUCGCCUCAGGCCCGGUGAUUAGCGGGGAAUAUUCACCUCGACUUCGUCUCGGCGAAUAUUCCCCGAUAAUCACCUCGCCUUCCGCAAAUAAUUGUUAAAUACUACGCUAUUGUGGGGGAGUUCCAAUAGUUGUCUAUUCAGUAUCUAUGUGUCAAGUUAUGUAUUUGAAUUUUUGAUACCAGAGAUAAACGAAGAAUUUGAACUUUGUGCUUAUCGUUUUAACUGCAGAAUUAUUAUUGUGUGUUAUGAAUAUACUCAACGUACAAACUUCAGUUAUAAGUUAUCUUCGAAAUAAUGAAUUCUUGACAUGUAUUUUGUUUUGUUUUUACAGGACACCAGGAACACAAUUUCUUGGCUUUUGUCAAACAAGUUGAAAGAAGCAAUUACAACAUUUUCAUUUACUUUCUACCGUUGCUUUUAGCGCUUUCAAGUACAAAAUGUAGUCAUAUUUGUUGUCAUUGCAAAUAG
Paramuricea clavata is the source of this 7586-nucleotide messenger RNA. NCBI's taxonomy places the organism in Eukaryota, Metazoa, Cnidaria, Anthozoa, Malacalcyonacea, Plexauridae. The record is from the annotation of a GenBank genome assembly.